UCUGGAUGUUACAUGCACCUCUUCUCACAUUUCUGAUCUCCCAACAGCUCACUCGUCACGCACAUCCACCAGCAUGGCUCCUUCAGCAGUGAAUACUUCAUCGGUAUCAGUAUCAGUCACAUCCACGGAAGCUGCUAACAGUGGCAAGUUCUCUCAAAGCAAUUUAGGAAUUUUAACUGCCAUGUACUAUUUGUGAUGAAAAUAUGCCAUUAAAUUUGGUAAUUAUAAUAUCCCAAUAUUAACCUCACCAUUUCUACUCCUUCCUUAAUUUUUUGUUGCCCGUAACAUUGCCCAUAAACUUGCUCUUCAACUUCCCUCAACAGUCUCACUCCCAGCAUACUUAUUUUCCAUAGUUAUCAGUUCAACUUCCUCACUAAUUGUCUUUCUAACAUCCAUUCUCACAACUAUGGUUGUUUAUUGAUCCAUUAUUGUAAUCUCUCCUUCUUUAUAACCCCCUCCCCCCAGUUCACGCAAAAGUCUAUGACCAUCUGUGUAGUUCUCGAUCAACAUACUUCGACAUGUCUAUCAGAGCCUUUGCUUAUCUGCCUCAUGCCUCUCACACCAUUAGAUAUUUGCUAUUCCAUUCUCAUCAUUUUAAAUUCCUUACCUGUUUCUUACUAAUUUUCAGGCUAAAAUUUUCAUGCCUGCUUUCCCCCUUCUGAACAUCUGCUCAGUUUCUCCUUCCCCUGACAAACUCAUUUCAAUAGUUUCCAGUGGCACCAGAAAAUUUGUGAAGAUUUUGAUGCCAGCCUACUAAGACACAACCCAUUUGGCAUAUAUAUGUUUCAACUUCCCCAGACUGUUCCUAAUAUCCCGAUAGUUUAAGACUCACUUUCCUGCACCAUCUCUACAACCAUUCAUUCAUCUGAACAAUGUUUCUAUUUCUGUACUCACUUGGCUACACUGUGGUGAUGAAUUGAAUGAUUACAAUGUUUAAGGUCCUGCUCAUAAUCUCUUUCUUAUUGUCUCUCUACAUCACCUUGUCCUGUUUCCCUACUGUACUGAAUGCACUGAUAUGAGUAUUGACAGCUGGCUAUCAGCUGCUCAGUGAUACCACGAAGUUGGUUGCAAGGAGGCAACAUGCUGUUUUCUGAACAGGUCCAUCUGCCACAACUAUCUUAUCAAGGUAUUGAAGUCUUGUCCAUACCACUCCCUUUAUUUGGAGACGACCUUCUCAAGUUACCUAUCUUCAUGGCUCUGGCCUCACUCGACAGGAGAAUUUAUUCUAUCAUCUGUAUUCAGAAUGAACUACUGAUUAGGGCUAUGGAUGCCCUUAAAGGACCUCCUAACUUAACUGCCUAUUCAACUUUGCUUAUCUAGCAAUCACCAACUGCCUCUCUGGCUGCAUUACCUUGAGCUUACAGGGUAGCUAUAUCCUGAAAUGUGGUCACCAAGAUGUAUUCUAGAGUGAACUCAGAUCUUGAGCUAACCCGCAAUUGACCACACUUCCUGCACCGGUGGCCGUUCAGAAUACAAGAUAUUCUUUGGUAUCCCAGGUGGUGUACGGCACACAUUUCAUAGGACUGGGCAUUUUUAAUGAUACUUCUGUUAGUGGCAUGUAUUUUCACUCACUGUUUUCUUUAUCCCGCAGAUCACUCUUCACUCACAUACGCCAGCACGGCUCCAUCAGCAACCACAACCAGUCCAAAUCACUCUUCACUCACAUACACCAGCACGGCUUCAUCAGUAACCACAACUAGUGCAAAUCACUCUUCACCCACGUACUCCAGCAUGGCUUCAACAGUAAUUACAGCUAGUCCAAAUUUCACAUCACUCAGCAGUUCUGGCACCAGCGCAAAAGCAGCAACUACUCAGUUCUCAGAAAACUCAACAGGCACAAGUAACACCACAACCACAGACUCCAACAUAACAGAGCCUACUGCAUCCACUCUCAGCACAGCAGUCCAAACUUCUGGUGCUAAUACUACGAAUUGCAAUUAUAAAAUUAACUGUGCUGUAAGUAGAGUGACGGAUAGAACCAUCACAAUGGACAUCACCUACAUCAUCAAUGAAAAUGUAACAAUAACUAUUCUGACUGAAGUCUACAAUCUUAGUGCAGAUAAAAACAUGACGAAUAUAACGAUAGAAGGUCUCAGUGUAUGUACUUCUUAUAACCUCUCAGUAAGCGUGAAUAAGUGCCCUACAUUUUGUGAAAAUGCAAAUGCCACAACAAAACCGCCGCCUAGUUUUGACUUUAAUAUUAUCCAAAACCCGCCUUACUUCUCAAUCAAUAAAACUUCAGAUAUGAAACGAUGCAAUCUUACUUAUGAUUGGAACUGUAAAAGUGAAAAUGUAACUAAAGUAGAUGAAAUAACAGUGAACAUUUCAACUCCUUGUGAAGAAUACAAUUGCUUUAUCACAUUCAGCACUGGAAAUUGGAAAGGGGUUAAAAACGUAAGCCUGAAAGCAGAAAAGGAAAUACCUAACACGCCAUAUAUUUACAAGAAGACCGUUACUAGUUCAUCCAUUCAAAUGAUCUGGAAUGUGAUGAGUACUGGUUUAAAUCCCGUAAAGGACGUCAUCGUAUUCUGUGUGCUUCAAGGUCAACAAGAGGCACACAUAUGUGAAGGUAAUGCAAGUAACUCAAAAACCUCAGGAUCAUAUACAUGUAGAAACCUGAAUGCAUAUAAAAACUAUACAUGUCAUGCUACAGCUACAAACAAUAAAUGCAAUGGUACCAUGCAAUCAAGUGAUGAAGCUACUAUCACCUUGCAGACUGACCAAGGGUGCCCAGCAAAACCUGAAAACCCAAAAAUCAACAUUUUAAGCAGUAAUGCCAUUAGCAUUACCUGUACUAGACUAGAAAAAGAACAGUGGAAUGGAGAGAAGGUUACAUAUUCAGCCACGCUACAACCAAAAUCCAGCAACAGUAAUAAAGAAAUUAAAAAUCAUACCGACUGUUCAUUUGAAUUCAAAGAUUUAAACUAUCUGUCUAAAUACAUAAUACAGUUGCAGGUAAUUGGUCCAGCUUGUACUACUAAAGUCAAUUUUGAGGAUUACGAAACUGGAUACAAUGAAAAGGCAUUGAUUGGAUUCCUGGCAUUUCUGAUCAUUGCUACAACAAUAGCUCUGGCCAUUGUACUCUACAAAAUAUACAUUUUGCAGAGGAAAUCUUCAAGACAUCCUGAAGAAUCCGUGGAACUUAUUGGACAUGAUGAUGAAAAACAGCUGCUCAAUGUGGAACCCAUACUUGCUGAACAACUGAUUGAUGUCUAUAGGAGAAAGCAGGCCGAUGAAUCCAGAUUAUUUUUAGCAGAAUUCCAGAGCAUUCCAAGGGUCUUCAGCAAAUUUCCUGUUAAGGAUGCACGUAAAGGUUGUAAUUCGAACAAGAAUCGAUAUAUUGACAUCCUACCAUAUGAUUACAACCGUGUUGAACUUUCCCCUGUGUCUGGAGAGCAUGGUUCAGAUUAUAUCAAUGCAAGCUUCAUUGAUGGCUUCAAUGAACCCCGGAAGUACAUUGCCGCCCAAGGACCGAAAGAAGAAACAUCUGAUGAUUUCUGGAAAAUGGUGUGGGAACAGAAAGUAACAAUCAUUGUCAUGGUGACUCGCUGUGAGGAAGGGAAGCGGCCCAAGUGUGCUCAGUAUUGGCCCACCAUGGAUGUAAAGUCCAUGUACUUUGGUGACUUCUCUGUGAGAAUUAGUGAGGAGAAGUUGUGUCCAGACUAUGUUAUUCGGAAGCUCUUCAUUUCACAGAAGGAAAAAUCUCCAGAGAGAGAAGUCACACACAUACAAUUCACCAGCUGGCCAGACCAUGGUGUUCCAGAAGAUCCACAUCUUCUUCUCAAAUUGCGUCAGAGAGUUAAUACCUUCAGAAACCUAUUUAGUGGUCCAAUCGUUGUACACUGCAGUGCCGGGGUGGGUCGCACGGGCAGCUACAUUGGAAUUGAUGCCAUGUUGCAGGCCCUGGAGGCUGAAGGACGAGUGGAUGUCUAUGGUUACAUAGUUCAGCUCCGUCGGCAGCGCUGUCUCAUGGUGCAGGUUGAGGCCCAGUACAUUCUGAUCCACCAGGCUUUGCUGGAGUACUACCUCUAUGGUGAAACAGAGGUCAACCUGUCUGAAUUGCCCAAAUACCUCACCAAUUUUAGAAAGAGGGACCCACCUACGGAGCCUUCCCUCCUGGAGGCAGAGUUCCAGAGGAUUCCAUUUUAUACUGAAUGGAGAUCCCAGACAGCAGCAAGACACGCUGAUAAUCAAAGCAAAAACCAAUCACUUUCAGUGAUCCCAUAUGACUACAACAGAGUUUAUGUCAAAUUGGAGAGUGACAAAAGCAAGGAGAAUGAAAAUCUAAGUGACACUGAAUCGAGCUCUGAUGAUAGUGAUGAUGAAGAAUCCACAAGAUAUAUCAAUGCUUCCUACAUAGAAGGAUAUUGGCAUACUGAGACACUGAUUGCGACACAGACUCCACUGCCUGAAACUAUUGCUGACUUUUGGUCGAUGAUCUAUCAGAAAAAGGCAAAGCUCCUCAUAUUUCUGGGCCAAGUAAAAGACGACAAGGAUUGUACACGAUAUUGGGAAGAUGAAAAGAAAACUUAUGAAGAUAUUGAGGUUAAGUUGACUGAAUGCAAUGAACAACCAGAGUUUACUGUUCAAGUCUUUGAAAUAAGACAUAUAAAGAAGGAAACAACUCAGAAAGUAUACCAGUAUAACUUCCGUGAGUGGAAAGAAUCUGGGCUUCCUGAAAGUCCAAGUAACUUUAUCACCAUGAUGAGAAGCAUCAAAGAAAAACUGUCAGUGCUUAAAGAUGAUCAAAAUGGCAUAGUACCACCCAUCAUUGUACAUUGCAGUGAUGGAUCCAAGCGGACAGGAAUGUUCUACGCUCUUUGGAACCUACUUGAUAGCGCAGAUAAUGAAAAGAUAAUAGAUGUUCUCCAGGCAGUCAAAGCAUUGCGUAAGCAGAGACCUGGAGUGAUCCCGACCUUUGAGCAGUAUGAGUUCCUCUAUGAUGUUGUUGCUAACACAUACCCUGUGCAGAAUGGGACAUUAAUCUCUGGCAAUGGCUCAUCACAAACCUCUGUUGAGGUCAUCUCUGAAACCCCCUUGGAAAACAAAUCCCAACAAGAAGCCGGUUCUGAUUCAAUAGAAAAUAAGAAAGAGACAUCUGCUGAGGAAGACAAAGCUAAGUCUGAAAGCAGUAACAUCAAACAACCAACAGAAAAUCCUACUAAUGGACCUAUAACUAGUGAUGAAAAUGUGUGAAAAAAAACUGUUGUUGUGCAUGCAGUACUGGUAUUAAUCAGUAUUUGUGUUACUAAGAGAAAUGCCUAAGUGUGGCUGUUAAUUUUUAUUUGCAUGAACUUGGUUUAUCACUGGAUGCACCCAAUAUUUUUGCCAGUACACAGUUCAACAAUGGCAAUCAGCUCAAACGUAAGUAUGAAUGUAUUUCCAUGAUGAUAUUAGUUUCCUAAUUUAAAACCUAGUUUAAUGUUUUUGGUCUUUCAAGUUACACCAGUAACUCUAAAAUAAAGCAAAAAGACCUUUUAAAGAAAGAACUUUAUAUAUAUAUACAUAUAUAUAUAUAUAUAUAUAUUUUAUUGUGUGUAUUGAAAAUCUAAAUGCUAAUUUUGCUUGGGGAUGUAUUAUUUUUAGCAGUUCAUAUUUUAAGAUAUGGCAAAAAUGGUCAUGUAUUGAGUGUGAAGAAAUUUGGCAAUUUUAUUAAGCCCUGUAAUUUUUAGCUUUUUAUAAUGCAGCCAUUUUUCAAUUUACAAAUUAUUUUUAUAGUUAUUUUUUCCAAGUUAAAGCUGUGCAGUUGAUCUGCUUAAAAAUGAUAAUGUAUAUAGCUAUAAGAAAUUAGAUCAAAACUCAUUAUAUGGAAGCAAACUGAUUAUUUGUAGCAGAUUCAUAAAACGGCUAAUGAUUUGUAAAUGGAAAUAUCACAGUUCACUGAAAAAGACCACAGACAUGAAGCCUGAUUGCAGAACAGAUUCAGAUUCAGAUUCAGAUUCAUUUAUUUAUCACAUGUACGUCAAAACGUACAGUGAAAUGUGUCGUUUGCGAGAGCAACCAACACAACCUGAGGGUGUCCUAGGGCAACUCAUAAGUGUCGCCACACAUUCUAGCACCAACGUAGCAUGCCCACACUGUUCAGCAGAACAACACAAGCAACAAUAACAAUACAACAACAUCAACUAAACAACAACAAAACAAGCCUCUUUCCUCCCACCCACAUGCACAGACUGACCUCCAACCCCAGGGCAGACUGCCUCUAUAGUCCUUGGUCCAGCACUCUGUCUCACAGACAUUAGGUGCAGACUUGCAGUUGCCAACCGGCAAUCAUCAGGCCUGUAGAUCAACCCAAAUGGCCACAGAGCAAGAUAAAAGUUUAUGUUUAAAUCAGUAUUUAAACGUAAAAGAGAAACCUCAUUUCAGGUGAGGUGUCUGAGGAACAGUGCAAUAGUGUGGUAGCAUCAGAUAAUGUCACUGGAGAUUUGUGGAAAAGAUUCAGAAAGUGCUGGAAAAUCUCAGCAGGUGAAGUGUUAUUUGUGGAAAGAGACGUGGUUAAUUGUCAGAAAUGAGAAAGGGUCUAGGUUGCAGAAACGGUGAAGGAGGGCAAUGGGUUGAAUAACAUGGGAGGGAAAUCUGGGGAUUUAUGGGUUAAUAAUCCAGCCUGCCUGACAUGUGGUAGAGCUCAAAAAAAUGGCCACUCAUGGUGAUGUGAGAAGUUAUAAAGUCUUAUCAGAGAUGUACUGUGAACCUUUGUUGUAAAUUGUCCUGGGAAGGAAAGGUCUCGGAAUCCACCAAUAAUUCCAUUUCCAUUUAUCAGUGACAAGGAAAAUUAUAUGUCCCAACUGAGGUAAAAAAUAACUCUGAAAAAUAAACUUAAAACCAAACUUUUUCCAAAGAUUUAGUUGAUUACAUGUUCAUUAAGAACUCCUAAAAGAUUCUGUGUUCAGUGACAAUUGCUGCUAGUAUUUUUUUUUUGGUUCCUUUGCUGUCAGUAAAUGGUGAUAAAGCUGUUCCUGUUGAUCACUUAUAAUCAGCUUCCUGGCUUCAUGUUAACAUGUUUCCAAUUGAGAUAAAUUAUUCUUGGAGUAAGCCUUGAUUUCUUGCAUUCCAAAUAACUCCAACAAUGGCAAGCUGUACAAAGUACAAAGUAUGACCUCAUUUCUAUAAUGUAAUUCAUGACCUCAAGACAUCCCAGAGUGUUAUACAACUAAUUGAGCAAGUUCUGAAUUGAUGGCACUGUUUUGAUGUAGGAAAUGCUGCGACCAGUUGUAUCAAAUCAUAAUGUAAUAAUGAUUUGCAAUAUAUAUUUUAAUGAGGUUUGUUAAAGGUUUACAAAUUGGCCAGGACAUCUUGGAUUAGCUCUCUCUUUCUUCUGCAAAAUGUUGCACAUGAUUUUGCAUCCUCUGUAGAGAGCAGAAAAGGCCUGGCUGUCCAUUAAAAAGUGAAGUUGAUUUCCAUAUUAUAACAGUGUUACUUGAUUAGUAGUUGAGAAAAUGCAUUGCUUCAAAUAAUGGAAAAAUGAUUUCUAGAAAUUUGUUUGGCUUGUUGCAUUCAAACUGGAUUCUGUACAUUUUACUCAAGAUAAUGCUAUUUAAUUUUGUUUGGAUUUUUUUCAACAGCUUACAGUUUUCUAAUGCAUAUUUCUUUAAUUCAGACGUUCUUUGUACAACAAAAGAUUUUUGUACUAAUAGUGUUCUUGAAUAAAUUAAAUGUCACAUCAUGUUGUGCAGUGUGACGA
Messenger RNA from Mobula hypostoma (lesser devil ray), 7681 nucleotides. RefSeq names its product protein tyrosine phosphatase receptor type C (gene ptprc). Gene Ontology annotation, molecular function: methyltransferase activity; nucleic acid binding; protein tyrosine phosphatase activity. The coding region runs from base 1537 to 5196 and encodes 1219 amino acids. The record is from RefSeq and is a predicted model, not a curated record. NCBI's taxonomy places the organism in Eukaryota, Metazoa, Chordata, Chondrichthyes, Myliobatiformes, Myliobatidae. The transcript has 31 exons. Gene Ontology annotation, biological process: positive regulation of peptidyl-tyrosine phosphorylation; negative regulation of protein kinase activity; methylation.